Molecule: messenger RNA, 4847 nt
Organism: Carassius auratus (goldfish)
Lineage: Eukaryota; Metazoa; Chordata; Actinopteri; Cypriniformes; Cyprinidae
Product: acyl-coenzyme A thioesterase 9, mitochondrial-like
Exons: 18
Coding region: 350-1648 (432 amino acids)
Biological process (GO): acyl-CoA metabolic process
Cellular component (GO): mitochondrion
Molecular function (GO): fatty acyl-CoA hydrolase activity
Source: RefSeq, a predicted model, not a curated record
UUGCAAGUGUGAGAAGCGGCCACUACUACGUCACGAUACUAUUCGGUCACGUUAAGACCGCGAGUAAAUAUGUUACUUUUUGUCGCUUCUAAAACAACCUAGAGCAUGUUUAAUUCUAUGCCAACUUAUUAACUUUCUCCUCUAUUGCUUAACGAUUCCUUGAUAAACUUUCUAAACAAUGGUCGUAAGUAGACACUAGCCGUGUGUUUGUUGUGCGUAACGUUAUUUAUAACCAUUAGCACGGUGACCUGAGGAUCGGGAAGUGAAAUAAAUCUGCAAGUUGUGAUCUGUUGUUGAUUUGAAGAAAGUUACUGGUGUUCUCCAACGUGUUGAGAGAAGAACAAAAAAAAUGAUGUUGUGUCCACGCUCACUCAUUUUGGAUAGGGUCCUAAAGUCUGCAGUGACCUUCCCUUACAGGAAGUUCUCAAUGAGUCAAAUAUCCCAACAAGGGAAGGUUCCAGAUAUGGCUGAAGUUCGCAACAAGCUGAGAGAAAUAGUUGGUGGAUCUACCAACUGGCAAGAUCAUCAGCAAGUGCUGGCUGAGCGUGCAGCACUAAGCCAGUAUCUUGCUCGGAGUCAGGAUCAACUGCCUACAAAAAGAAUGAAGGACAGUAUGAUAGAGGCGCAUCUUCCUCUGGGUUCCCAGCCUGCCUUGAGAGAGAAAUAUCUUAACUCUCACAACAGCGUCAGGUUUGGUCGUAUUUUGGAGGACUUGGACUGUUUAGGAGUGCUCAUCUGUUACUCUCACACAUGGAAUAAGGAGCUGAAAAGAUCUCCACUGUCUAUUGUCACCGCCCUAGUGGACAAGAUCGACAUGAGAAAAAACAUCAUCUACCCUGACUGUGACAUCAAGUUCACCGGUCAUGUGACGUGGGUUGGCAAAACCUCAAUAGAAGCUACAAUGCACAUGUCUCAGUAUCAAGAUGGUGUGUACACAGAUGUAUUAGAUGCCACAUUUGUUAUGGUGGCUCGAGAUCCUGAAAAUAAAAGAGCAGCUUUUGUAAACCCACUCAAACCUGAGGGUCCGGAGGAAGAGGCCAUUUUUCAUCAGGGGGAAGUAAACAAGACGAGGCGUGUGGAGCUGAGCACAGCGUCUCUUCUGAAAGUGGCUCCUACAGCUGAGGAGAGGACUCUUGUUCAUGACCAGUUCCUCAGCACUCUGGACACACGACGUGUGAGUUUUCAUGGUCGUAUUCUCCCGCCAAAUUCAGUGUGGAUGGAGGAUGCCAAACUCAAAGGGCUAGAGAUUUGCCACCCAGAGGAAAGAAAUAUCUUCAACCGGAUAUUUGGUGGUUUUCUGAUGAGAAAGGCCUAUGAACUUGGUCGAGCCAAUGCCUGUGCAUUUGCUGGCUGCAGACCAACUGUGGUGGCUGUGGAUGAUAUCUUAUUUAGUAAGCCAGUAGAAAUAGGUUCUUUGCUCCUGCUGUCUUCUCAGGUUUGUUACACUGAAGGAAUGUACGUCCAGGUCAGGGUUCAUUCAGAAGUGCUUGAUCCUUUGACCAGGCAGCACAACACCACCAAUGUGUUUCACUUCACUUUCCGUCUUGAAAAGGAUGUCCCAGCUGUUGUCCCACAGAGCUAUGGAGAGUCUAUGCUGUACCUGGAUGGAAAGAGGCACUUUGAUGGGACAAUGAGGAGCCACUGUUGAGCAUCCUAGGAUGUCCUGAUAGGAUGAAAUACUGUUUACCUGAUAAAGCCUCCUCAACAUCCAUCACUACAGUUACAUGAAUGUGUAUAUGUGUAUUCUGGUUUGAUUUUCAAAAUGUCUAUUCUAAAGCUUUCACAUGCAUGCAUUUGAAACAUUCAGUGAUCAGUCAUUUAAUUCAUAAGUUUAUACAUUUUUUGAAUCACUUUCUAUGACGUGUUUAAAAUGUGAGAUAUAAAUGUGGAAAACACUGUGACUACAAUACUACAAUGUGUAACACUAAAACAACCAUCCAAACAAUUCAUGGUCUAUUUGACAUUUAUUUAUUUUUCCAUCUGCUCAUAAUAUAGUUGUACAAUAAAUUUAGUCGGAAAUGAGAGAUGCACUGACCUUAUUCUUUCAGUCAGAGAGGCAAUUCUGAUCUCAUAGAUUUUUUUAGUUGCUGAAACAAACAUACUCUUUAAAGUCAUUCUGAGUAUUACAGCUCAGGGUUCUGCAAAUGUUAACGCGAAAAGAAGUAAAAGGGGAUUUGUUCGAGUAGGUAAUCUGCAGUGUAUUUGGCAACACGGCAGAGUCGCGCGUUGGGGGCUUUCAAUGCGAUUCUAAACAUGGCAACCCACGUACCCUCGCGUUGUUUCAACGGUGGGUGGUGAGACAGCAUGGCAGCGGCGUUGAGGCAAUUGUUGGGAGAGGAUUUUUGCAGAACUCGGGGAUUGGAGCUGUCAGGUCAAAAAUCCACGAGGUAGUUCGACAGAAAUCUGCAAUACAGUACAUAUCACGGCCAGAUCAUCCAAAGCUGGCCCUUUAGAGAGUGAAAGGAAAGAGUCCUGGUGUCUUGUUCCUGCCUGGAUAUGGAUCUAACAUGAGCGGACAGAAGGCAGAGGCCCUGGAGGAGUUCUGCAGGUCAUUAGGUCAUGCCUACCUGAGGUUUGAUUACUCUGGUCAUGGAGCUUCUGAGGGUGUAUUUUCAGAAGGCACCAUAGGAACAUGAAAAAAAGAUGUGCUGUUCAUGUUAGAUGAACUCGCUGAAGGUCCCCAGGUAAGACUAGAAAUACUUUACAACGUUUUCACGGUUACAUCUAAACAGAACAAACACCUGAGUUACUAUUACGGCCAGCUGGUGAAAUGUAAACAUUUGUGUCUUUAGAAGACUUUUUUUUUUUUUUAAGAAACGGACUUCUAUAAACUGAAAUACUUAUUUCUCAUUUUUGAAUAAUCAUGUUCAGUGUUUUUCCUCAAAGGGGUGGCUGAUUGCAAUUUAACUUUUUUUUUUACGUUACUUAGUGUGUAAUUUCGCUGUUUGGACAUAAACAAUAUCUGCAAAGUUAAACGCUAAAGUUUAAUGAAAAUGGAGAUAUUCUGGUAGUUUAAUGCCUACAAAAAAGACUUGUAGGGACUACCACAAGUUUACACCUGCCCUCUGGAACCUGCAACAAAAGGGGCGGGCCAUAUUGUGCUCCUUUAGAGAAGAGGAAGAAAAAACUAGAGGUGCACGUAAAAUAAAUGAAUCGCAAUUCUUCUAACGAUUAUAAUGUUCCUCACAUCCCCUGUUCUGCACAUGAUCUGCAUCUCUCUCUCUCUCUCUCUCUCUCUCUCUCCCAUUCAGAUCAUCAGCUCCAACAAUGAACUGUUCCAUUUAUACACUUAUUUUCACAUAGCUAUGAGAAGCGUUACACAUGGAUGCAAGUACGCUUGCCGUAUUGUAUUAAAGCUGUAAUCAGGAUAAAACCUUGUAAUGAAAGCUACCAGAAGCACUAGCAUUUACAAAUAACAGCGUAUCUAAAAGUAUGACACAGCAACAAACAAAAAAACAACAAUUAAGAGCUGUGUGCUUCACAGGUUCUGCACUAUCCUCUUCACUAAGAUUCUCUGGGUCUCCGUUGGGCUUAGCUGAUAAUAGGCAAUGCCAUUGUUAACAAUACAACCAGAACAUGUGUGCUGAGGUGAGGGGUGGGAUGUUUAGAUGCACACUAGAGGUGGUUUAGCCAAUCACAACACAUUGGACCAGCUAACCAAUCUGAGCCCGUUGCGCAAUUUUUUAGGGAGGGGCUUCAUAAAAACAGGAAAUGAUCAGCGCAUUUAAAGGAGAAGGGACAUAACGAUGUGGAAUAAACCCCUUUGAAGGGAUAGUUCACCCAAAAAUGAAAUUUCUUUCAUUAUUUAAUCACCCUUAUGUCAGUAAAAACCGCUAUGAGUUACUUUUUUCUGCUGAACAUAAAAGAUAUUUUGAAAAAUAUGGGUCACAAAACAGUAGCUGGUCCCCAUUGAUUUAAAUAUGAUAGAAAAUACUAUUACAGUUAGUGGGGACCAGAAACUGUUUGGUUAGCCACAUUCUUCAGAAUUUCAUAUUUUACGUUCAGCAGAAGAAAGAAAUCCAGGUUUGCAACAACCUGAGUAAAUAUAUUUUCAUUUCUGGGUGCGCUAGACUUUAAUUCUUUAAUUUUAAAGAGUGACCACUAGAGGUCACUAAUACUUUUAAAAAUAACAUGGAACACUUGCUUUAACUGUAAGUACUAUAGUACAUUGUCUCCUAGAUUCUCGUGGGCUCCAGUAUGGGUGGCUGGCUGAUGCUUUUAGCUGCUAUUGCUCGUCCAGAGAAGACCAAAGCAUUGGUGGGCAUUUCCACAGCAGCAGAUCAUUUCGUUACAGCCUUCAAGACACUUCCUAUAGAGGUGAGAAAAGAGUGUGAGGACAAGGGUGUAUGGACAAUCCCCACGAAAAGUAAUGAGGAGGGCAUGUACACUUUGAGUAUGGACUUCCUGCGUGAGGCAGAGAACCACUGCAUCCUACAAAGCCCCAUCCCUAUCUCCUGCCCCGUACGUCUCAUUCACAGCCUGAAAGACGAGGACGUGCCUUGGUACAUCUCCAUGCAAGUGGCCAAGCGUGUGCUGAGCCCCGACGUGGACAUCAUUCUGUGGCUGAAAAAGAUGACAUCAAGCUCAUUGUCUACACCAUCGAUGACCUCAUAGACAAGCUUACCACCAUGGUGUGAAAAGCGUUUGGGAUGGGGCUACUGAGCGAACUCUGGGAGGACAAAAUAGUUUCUUUUUCAUGUCUUCUACCUGUUUACCGCAAUACUGUGCCAUUAAAUCUUUAAAGUAAAGCUGCUGAUUGUCUAGAAUAAGAUUUAUCUAGAUCUUCUGUGCCUUUUUUUUACCGUAUUUCACACUGUUUUAUAGAAAUAAAGCCUCUGUAUACCAAU